UCUAAUGUUAUUCUCCAUCAUUGCUCUUCUUACUUCAUAUUUUGCUAACCUGCAAUGUGCCAUUUUUGAAUGAGAAUCACAUUGCGUUUGCAGUGACGCAGCAUCUUGCAUCAUUAUUUCCUGGAAGACAUAGCAAAACAGCUGCAAAUAUCUCUCCUACUUUUUUCACCUUUCCCCUUCUUCCAGCUAGAACUUGAAGGACCAGAACCCUUUCCAGAAGGAUGGCAAAGUUGGUAGACGGCAAAGAAGCUGAAUCUUUCAGUAUUGAGCUUGAAGAGAUAGGGAGGAGCAUAAGGUCAUCCUUUCGGAUUGCUGCCGCGAGUUCUCGGAGAAGCUCCAGCAUCUGUUCUGCAAGGGAGGAGGAUGAUGAGUAUGAGUUAAAAUGGGCUGCCAUCGAGAGGCUGCCCACCUUUGAGCGAAUAAGAACGUCAGUACUUGAUCACUACAGGAAUGGAGAUGGCGAUGGAUUGCACAAGGAGAGGAGGGUGAUUGAUGUUGCCAAGCUUGGAGCACUAGAAAGGCGCUUGCUAAUUGAGAAUCUCAUCAAACACAUUGAGAAUGAUAAUCUUCGGUUGCUGCAGAAGCAAAGACAGAGAAUAAAUCGAGUAAAUGUGGAAAUUCCCACUAUUGAGGUGCGAUACAAGAACCUAUGCGUGGAAGCACAGUGUGAGGUAGUUGAAGGGAAGCCCCUGCCCACCUUAUGGAACACCGCAAAGAGCAUGCUUUUUGAUCUUGCCAAACUGACAGGCUUCAGGACUCAAGAAGCUAAAAUUAGCAUUUUAAAAGACAUCAGUGGGAUCAUCAAGCCCUCCAGGAUGACUCUUUUACUUGGACCACCAGGCUGUGGAAAAACUACUCUUUUGCUGGCACUCGCCGGGAAACUGGACAAAUUCCUCAAGGUAACAGGAGAAGUUUCUUACAAUGGCUUCAGAUUGGAGGAGUUUGUUCCUGAGAAAACAUCAGUUUACAUUAGCCAAUAUGAUUUGCAUAUUCCUGAGAUGACAGUGAGGGAGAUAUUGGACUUUUCAGCACGCUUUCAAGGUGUUGGGAGCAGAGCAGAAAUUAUGAAGGAAGUGAUCAAAAGGGAGAAGCAAGCAGGAUUCAUCCCUGAACCUGACAUAGACACAUAUAUGAAGGCAAUAUCAGUGGAAGGAUUAGAAAGAAGUCUUCAAACGGACUACAUCUUGAAGAUCAUGGGACUGGACAUCUGCGCAGACACAAUUGUAGGGGAUGCCAUGAGAAGAGGCAUCUCAGGUGGACAGAAGAAAAGACUGACCACAGGAGAGAUGAUUGUUGGACCAACAAAAGUUCUUCUUAUGGAUGAGAUAUCAACUGGCCUAGACAGCUCAACUACCUUCCAGAUUGUUACUUGCCUCCAACAAUUGGCACAUAUUUCAGAAUCUACUGUGGUGGUUUCACUUCUUCAACCGGCACCUGAGACCUAUGAUCUCUUUGAUGACAUUAUUUUAAUGGCUGAAGGGAAGAUAGUAUACCAUGGCCCUCGUAGUCAUGUUCUCAACUUUUUCGAAGAAUGUGGAUUUAGAUGCCCAGAAAGAAAAGGAGUAGCUGACUUUCUCCAGGAGGUGUUGUCCCGAAAGGAUCAAGAGCAGUAUUGGUUCCAUCUAGAUAAAAGCUAUAAUUAUGUCUCUGUAGAUCAAUUCACUCAAAAAUUCAAAGCAUAUCACAUAGGACAGAGUUUACAUGAGGAGCUAUCAAAGCCUUAUGGCAAUUCCCAAUGCCAUAAAAAUGCUUUAGCAUUCAGUACUUAUUCACUAUCAAAAUGGGAACUAUUUAAAGCUUGCAUGGCAAGGGAACUGCUUCUGAUGAAGAGGAAUUCAUUUGUGUAUAUAUUCAAAACAACACAGCUGGCAAUUAUUGCAAUCAUAACAAUGACUGUAUUCCUGCGUACGCAUAUGCGGGUUGAUUUGGUUCAUGCUAAUUACUAUAUGGGUUCACUCUUUUAUGCACUCCUGUUGCUUAUGGUGAAUGGAUUCCCAGAAUUGGCUAUGACAGUUUCUAGACUACCAGUAUUCUACAGGCAAAGGGACUUUUACUUUUAUCCUGCAUGGGCAUAUGCAAUUCCAGCUUGCAUCCUAAAAAUUCCAAUCUCAUUAAUAGAGUCUUUACUUUGGACAUCUUUUACUUACUAUGUUAUUGGAUAUAGUCCUGAGGCCGCGAGGUUCUUCCGCCAGUUCCUUAUACUUUUCCUCGUCCAUCAAAUGUCAUUAUCCCUUUUCCGUUUUCUUGCCUCAUAUUUCCAGACAUUCGUGGCUUCUACAAUUAGUGGCACCAUGUCUAUGCUAGCUAUCUUUUUGUUUGGAGGCUUCGUUCUCCCAAAACCCUCUAUACCUGGUUGGUUGAAGUGGGGAUUCUGGAUUUCUCCAUUAACAUAUGCCGAGAUAGGCUUAACUGUAAAUGAAUUUCUCGCACCAAGAUGGCAAAAGAUGUCAUCAACAAAUACAACUAUAGGGCGGCAAGUCCUGACAAGCCGUGGACUGAACUACAAUAGCUACUUGUAUUGGAUAUCAGUAGGGGCAUUGCUUGGGUACAUUCUACUUUUCAAUGUUGCAUUUACAUUGGCCUUAACUUUUAAAAGAUCUAUUGGGGUCUCUCGUGCUAUUAUCUCUCGUGCAAAGCUUUCCCAGAUGCAAAGAGGAGGAGAUAAAGAUAACUCAACAGUCCUACCAAACCACUCCAGAAAGGCACCCCAGACAAGUACUGCUGAACCCAAAAGAAAUGGAAGGAUGGUUUUACCUUUUAUUCCCCUAACAGUGACAUUCCAAGAUGUGAAUUACUAUGUCGACACUCCACUGGAAAUGAGAGAACAGGGUUAUGCAGAAAGAAGACUCCAACUGCUCCACAAUAUCACCGGUGCAUUCGGGCCUGGUAUCCUUUCAGCACUAAUGGGUGUGAGUGGAGCAGGGAAAACCACUCUUUUGGAUGUUCUUGCUGGAAGAAAAACUGGAGGUCUUAUUGAAGGAGACAUAAGAAUUGGAGGGUAUCCCAAGGUACAAGAAACUUUCGCCAGGAUAUCAGGUUAUUGCGAACAGACUGACAUACAUUCUCCACAAAUUACCGUGGAAGAAUCCGUAAUGUAUUCAGCUUGGCUGCGUCUACCCUCUCAAAUUGAUUCAAGAACAAGACAAGAAUUUGUAAAUGAAGUCCUUGAAACAAUUGAGCUUGAUGAAAUCAAAGAUGCUUUAGUUGGCAUACCUGGAGUCAAUGGUCUAUCCACUGAGCAACGAAAACGACUAACAAUUGCAGUGGAGCUUGUUUCAAAUCCAUCCAUUAUAUUUAUGGAUGAACCAACAUCAGGCCUAGAUGCUCGAGCAGCUGCAAUUGUCAUGCGUGCGGUAAAAAAUGUUGCCGAAACUGGAAGGACAGUUGUCUGCACUAUACACCAACCUAGUAUUGAGAUAUUUGAAGCAUUUGAUGAGCUAAUUUUAAUGAAAAGGGGAGGGGAGUUAAUCUACACAGGACCAGUCGGACAGCACUCAAGUAAAGUUAUUGAAUAUUUUGAGGGUAUUAAUGGAGUACCACGAAUAAAAGACAACUACAAUCCAGCAACAUGGAUGUUGGAAGUUACUUCUACAUCAGUUGAGGUGCAACUUGGAAUAGAUUUUGCACGCAUAUAUAGAGAAUCAUCUCUGUUCAAGGACAAUGAAGAGCAAGUAAAACAAUUCAGUACACCACCACCCGAUUCAAAAGACCUGAACUUCCCAACUCGUUUUCCACAAAAUGGUUGGGGACAAUUCAAAGCAUGUCUGUGGAAACAAUACCUGUCUUAUUGGAGAAGUCCUUCAUACAACUUGGUGCGAACAGCAUUCACGGUCUAUGCAUCUGUGGAAUUUGCAGUAUUGUUCUGGAAUCAGGGAAGGACAAUAAACAAUCAACAAGACUUGUUCAACAUCCUGGCAUCAAUGCACAUGGCCACUGUCAUCACUGGGAUAAACAACUGCUCAUCAGUUUUACCAUUUGUUGCAACUGAACGCACCGUUCUAUGUCGGGAAAAAUUUGCAGGAAUGUAUUCUCCAUGGGCCUAUUCAUUUGCACAGGUGGUCAUCGAGAUCCCUUAUAUACUUCUUCAGGUAGUACUGUUUAUGUUCAUAGCAUAUCCAGCAAUUGGCUACUACUGGACGGCUUAUAAGUUCAUAUGGUUCUUCUAUACCAUGUUUUGCACAUUGCUCUACUUUGUUUACCUUGGGAUGUUGCUCGUUUCAUUGACCCCGAAUAUUCAAGUGGCUUCCAUAUUGGCAUCUGUUUGCUACACCUUACUAAAUCUCUUCUCAGGCUUUCUGGUGCCUCGUCCCCAAAUUCCAAAGUGGUGGAUUUGGUUAUAUUAUGUCUCCCCCCUGUCUUGGACAUUGAAUGGCCUCUUUACUUCCCAGUAUGGAGAUAUAGAGAAGAAGAUAACGGUGUUUGGAGAAACUAAAUCAAUUGCUUCCUUCUUAGAGGACUACUUUGGUUUUCACCACAAUCUUUUAGGACUGGUCGGUGUUGUUCUAAUUGCUUUCCCCUUCAUCUUUGCCUCCCUUUUUGCUUAUUUCGUAGGCAAAUUGAAUUUUCAGAGGAGGUAAGGGGGGACAGAUGUUUCUCUUAUGGAUGUGUAUCGGCCUCUAAAGGGAACAGGUAGUUAUACUAUGGCUCAAGUCGUGUUCAGGUUACCACCAAAUUGCCUGGAGAUGUUGAUGUAAAGUAAAAUUGUAGAAAAAGAUGCUUUGAUGACCUUACCAUGCGAACUCCAUGACUGCCAUUUCAAAAGCCUUUUCUCAGCUACACACUAUAUCUCAAGUUCAUAGUACUACUGUUCGUUACCUGCAAUGCUACUCAUCAGUCUUGUACUGAUUUUCUACUAAUUCUUUACUGAAUUCAGGGGAAGGUUUUCCCUCCUCCUCAUUCAAAAGAGAAGUUGUAAUUGUGGCAUAAAAUGACGUACGUUAGAAUUUGUAAUGGCAAU
This is a messenger RNA of Elaeis guineensis (African oil palm), 4957 nucleotides long. RefSeq names its product ABC transporter G family member 41. The record is from RefSeq and is a predicted model, not a curated record. Gene Ontology annotation, molecular function: ABC-type transporter activity; ATP binding; ATP hydrolysis activity. Gene Ontology annotation, cellular component: membrane. Lineage: Eukaryota; Viridiplantae; Streptophyta; Magnoliopsida; Arecales; Arecaceae.